This is a messenger RNA of Lymnaea stagnalis (great pond snail), 3908 nucleotides long. The record is from the annotation of a GenBank genome assembly. Lineage: Eukaryota; Metazoa; Mollusca; Gastropoda; Lymnaeidae.
CCUGGGGCGCCGUCUCAUAGGGAAACACCAUCACCAGGGGCGUCGUCUCAUAGGGAAACACCAUCACCAGGGGCGUCGUCUCACAGGGAAACACCAUCACCAGGGGCGCCGUUUCAUAGGGACACACCCUCACCAGAGGCGCCGAUGAUAGCAGAUUAUGGCGACGUCAUGAUGAACGAGCAAUCAUCUACCGAUACAGCCCAUGAGAACAUCGACUCGACUCGAGCGUCGGGUCUUCCCGGUCACCACGAUGACGUAGUCAUCCAACCAACAACGCACAUGUGGUCUGGACACGACAGACGCGACGCAGAACACACCUUCGACAACUCAGACAGCCUUGAAAAUAACUGUCCAGACAACAGUGAGCAGACGAGAGAGGUGCGUGACAAGGAUAACAUCGAAGUCAAAUCAGUACACGGGAGCACGGGGACUGUGGGACGCAUAGAGGGAAGUGACGACGAGUACGCCUCUAUGGGUACUGCUGAAAUUAGAUUUGGUGGUAAUUAUGAGAGAAUACCUCACGGCGAUGAUGCUGAAAUGCCCGGUGCUAAUGAAGACGAUGUCGCGCGGGUAGAUAGAAGUGAUGAACAAACCGGCAACGGCAAAAAGACAACAGGUCAUUCUGAAAUCUAUGUUCGAGACGCGACGCCUGAGGUCAGCCAAACGUCCGUGGCAUCGACCAACAGAAUUCCGUCGUCUUCUCGGCCAUCAUCUGGGAACUAUUACAACCAAAGGGUCAAGCGCCUCUCAACACCAAGCUCAAGUCCGAUCCCGGUAACAGGAGCAGGGGGGCACCCUGAGGUGGAAACUGAUAACGGCCAAUCGUCACGUACCUCUGACGACGUCGCGUUGACACAACGCUCGGAAACAGACGGCAUCAAUGCUACACCUCAGGCGGCCGACACAACUCAAUCCAGCCAAAUAACAACGGGACAUGUAGCGGACGGCAGGGAGAAAAGAUUCAUUGAUUUAGAUGACUCUGUAGAAGGCUCGUAUUUCGCUUUGUUUAAAAAACCCGAGUCCUCCGAUGGCCAGGAAGCCGUUCGAAAUUCAACAAUUCUGGCAAACGAGGACCAGGUGGCAGCACUGGCAUCUGGAGAAACGGCGCAUCAACGCUCGGAAGAAUCAGACACUUCCGGUGGUUCUGACAGACCUCAGGUCACCGGAACAAGCGCGAUGGAAGAAGGCGACGCUCUCAUCGCUAAGACAACGACACCACCGCCAGAGGUAGACCCGACUGCUGGUGAUAGUGAUCUAGACACCGUUUCAAAUAUUGACCGCAACACGGACAGCGAUGAAAGCAUUGAUCGUAAACCAGACGACGAGAAGUCGGUAAUUGAAAAUGUAGACAUCGACCGACGUGUUGACGGUGUCGUUGACCAUGACGUAGAUGGCAAUAAACGACCAGGCGCUCGUGAAAUUGACGUUGAUGGCAAUGGCGUCGUUGUAGUGGUAACAGGAAAGGCGUCGUCAUUAGAGGGAAAUAACUCCUCUAACGAAAACGGCGACAUAGAAACUGUUGACGACAGGAAUAUACCAGGAGGUAACCCGCCAACUGGUUCUGACAUCACCGGCGAAGAUAAAAUGGCGGAACCUGCAGUUGACGACAACAGUGACACGCCAGUACUAGAAGGUGAAGGGGGACUCAGGGACCAGGAGGGAGAUGGUGGUGACACGGAGGGCAACAAUGAAAACGAGAACAGGAAAGCCAGACCUGAGCAUUCGUCCGAGAAAACCCACAGCGGAUCGACCGGAAGUCCCAUCAGGGCUAACUCGACCCACGCACCGUUUGAAGAGAUGACGGCCAUUGAGAGGCUGAAGUACGGGCCGUACGCGGAGAGCUUGAAAAAUCUGAACAGACCGGCACCGCCCCCCAGGAACAGCAACCACGGCGCUUCGAGCAAAGCCAACGGCAAGAAAGCCAAGAACCAGAAACUUGUGAAGAGGGGUCAAGGUCACGAAGAGCCGGGCAGCGGAAGCGCCAGACACGUUUCCAAGACUAAGCCCGAUGAGAAAACGGGGGCCGGGGGUAAUCAGAGAAAGGUCAAAGGUCAGACAGCACAGUCGGCCCCGGGGAAGGCUGAGUCGGAUAAGCAGAAUAAGCAGAAGGAGAAAAUAAGCUUUUUCAAGAAAACUGUUCACGUACGGGAAAUCCCGAAACACUCGGACACCACGGGUGCUAAGACUAACGACGAGAUCUCUGCGGACGCGGGCGAGGCACUUUUAAAUGAAGAUGCAACAAUGACUGCCGCCGAGAACACAAAGCUCAUCAGUCCGACAAGCCUCGACGCGACAGAACUACACCAGAACUCCGACCGCCUCGCCGAGACACACACGCCUAAUGGCGAGAUCAGAAAAGGAGAUGGACAGGGUGAUGUCACAGUGCCCAACGGUGCACCCGUGAUGGGCCCUGAACUCCCGGACGGUCCCCCCUCAGAGCGGGGAAACCAAGACGCGGGGAAAACGCCGAAUAAGAAGGAAGCCGACGCGACCAAAAACGGCCAGUCAGAGAAAAAGGGUUCAUCCUUUCGAGACUUGUUCGGGGGUAAAAGUAAAGCGCGCGUCUCGUCCCCGAAAACCAACGAGAAGCAGGCGGCCAAGUACUCGCCGCUAACGGCUCCGCGAGGCACGCAUUCUGUCAACGGGAUCCUCAUCACCACGACGACGGCAGAGGACGCCCAACAGCAGCAGCAAACCCCCGCGGGGAACGCGCCCGUUUCGUUGACCGUGGUGGACGAGACGGCGUCGAGCGCACACAGCAAGGCCGGCCGCGUGGUCCUCGCCAACAUGAGGCUGAAGAUGAGAGAGAAAACCCUGUCGAGCUCCAUCAACUCCAACUCUUCGCUCCCCGUCCACGGAAGGUCAAGGUCACCGUCGCCGGAGACCAGCUUCGGGAGCACCGGCUCGAAACCGGCCAAAGUGGCCCACAAGACCCACAGCAUGAGCUCCCUGCAGGUUCCCGGCCCCACCCCGAACACGACCCCGAGGGAGGCGGCCCAGGAGGAAGACAACUUCUCGCUGUCGUCGAGGAGGGACUCGGCGCGCCACUCGUUCGACUCCUCGGCCAGGAGAUCCAUGGAGUACCGACUUCAACACACGACGGCCGCCAUGCAGGCCGAGGCAGACGAGAAGCCCAAGUCGGUGUUGACCAAUGAUGAAACGUUCAUCAAGAACGCCAUUCCGUACCUGCCCCUCGGACUGGCCAUCUGCUGUCUCAUUCUGAACGUGAUCAUCCCAGGGUCAGGUGAGUGAGUCCGAUACAUAGAUACAGGUUCGCUAUCACAUAUACAGGCUCGCUAUCCAUAAACCUCGCAUUGCUGACCAACUUGGUCUGGUUAAAAAUCAAUUAGCUGGGCAUUUAUUUCAUCAAAAUAACUACCAGUAAUUUUCGACCUUCAUAAAAAGUUCAAAUUUAUUAAAUAUUCUUUUUAAAAACUAUUUAAAUUCAUUUUUAAUAUUCAAUGUAACAGAUCAGUGGUUCCCAUUUAGUUAAGGACAACCAAUAUUCUAUGAAACAGAGCAGUGGUUCCCAUUUAGUUAAGGACAACCAAUAAAAUCAUGGACGAAAUAAGUGGAUCAACAAUUACGGAUAAAUAAGGAAGUAAGCUAAACAAAAUAUUGACUACCUUAUUCUUGGUAAAGUUGGUUUAAAUUCAGAGCGUUCAUUAUUUAUAGCUCACAGUUUCUAGCCUGUCAAUUCUACCCGAACUCUCCCAGGUACAGCUCUGAGCGGCCUGUCCAUUCUGUGCUGUGGUCAAGCCAGAGUCUCCAACAAGAACGACCAGAUUUUGACCACUCUAUGCGCCAACUGCAUGGUGGGUGUGGCCCAGCUCUUCACCGUCACCUUCUUCCUGGUCGGUUGGUUCUGGUCAAUUGGAUGGGGCAUUCAGAUGGUGUCUCUUUCAGGU